This is a messenger RNA of Yamadazyma jaroonii, 813 nucleotides long. NCBI's taxonomy places the organism in Eukaryota, Fungi, Ascomycota, Pichiomycetes, Serinales, Debaryomycetaceae. The record is from the annotation of a GenBank genome assembly.
AUGAAGAGCUUCAAUUACUGUAAGAGGUUUAUUGAUAGUCAAAUCAAACUAUUGAACAAUACUUUGGUGAUUGAUGAUGAUUUGAAGGAAGUUUGUGAUGAUGAAGGGUUAUCACUUUCAGAAUUAAAAAUUAUUAUAACCAAGAUCAAUGUAUUGAUUAAACGACACAAUAACAAUGAGUUUCAACCUAGAAUAUCUAAUCAAAUCAUUAAUCAAAUCUUAAAGUAUGAACGGGAGAAGGUCACCAUGGUCCAUGAACGUUUACGACAAGUGGAGAAUAUGGUAAAACCUUUGAUUUUACCCGAGAUCGAUUACCUAAACCCUCAAAAUUUGAAACAAUUAGAUACUUUGAUAAAUGAAUUACCCGAGUCUAGAUAUUUGUUCAUAAACAACGAUAAGCAAGAGGAUGAAGGUGAAGAUACUUCUGAAACUGAAAAUGUUGAUCAAGAUGAGGAAGAUAUACUAGUUCAAGAUGAUGAAGAAAUGAUAACUGAAGAAGCUAACACUUUGACGACAAAAUCGUUUAAAAAAGCCGUAUAUAAAGAGAUUAGUGAUAAUAUUAAAAUCAACGAAACAUUACUUGACGAUUAUGAAACCACCAGACUUGAAUUAAUUGAAUUAAAUCAACACUUACAGUAUAAAUUCAAGAAAUUACAAUAUUUAACAUCAUUAAGAUCUAAAUUAUCUUCAUUAAUUGAUGAUAAAUCCAAUGAAUUGACCAAAUUUAAAAUACUUGUUGAUUCCAUUAAUUAUAAAAUGGAUCAAUCAAACAAACAAGAGAUAAUAACUACUAUUAAAGAAAGCAUUAAUUAG